GCAACCCAUCGUAAACUGGAGACGGAAGGAGAAGCGAUCAUCUUCGCGGCAGAGGAAGCAACGACUCGCACAACGGUCACCGCAGCCAAUUCACCAUUGCUGCCGCUGCCGCCACCGCUGCCGCCUUCCGUCGAUUUGACUGCCCUUCUGUCGCCUUUGCAAGCACAAUCAGCAGCGUCGAGCUGCAUCGGGGCGGCGUGCAGCAUGGUGCGGAAUGUUUAAGUCGCGCCUCCGAAGCAAGAACCUCUUUCGGAGGUCGAACUCAUCAACCCAGUUCAACGACAACGCUCACGUCCACGCCGAAGACAAGCUCGAUCAGCCCUCUUCCCCACGCUCGCGGCCCGUUGCUGGGACGAUCACAGUCUCGUCGUCGCCCACGGUCGUUCGAAAGCCCAAGCAAUCGCGCAGCUUUUCCAGUCUGCGGGACACGAGGAAGAAGUCUGCCACCGCUGAUGCUGUGAGCGGUGACGUGCCUCCAACGCUAGACGUGGAUCCGAAAACGCCCCUUACCGACGCCGGGAAUAUCGAAAACCAAAAUGAACAUACUGAAAAGGAAGGUGGUGAAAGUCUGAAGUCUGCGGAAGGGACAUUGUUAGACAGCAGCAUCAUCUCGUUGCCCGGAGCUGGACCUGCCCCCGAAGUUGUGGUUGAAGAAGCCACUCCUGGUAUUCCUCCCCCUGCCAAUCCCAUUGACGUGCACGUCACCGAAAACACGCCUGUGACGCCCCGGCGAGGAGGUCAAACGACGGCAGAGGAGUUGUUGGCAGCAGAAGCCCUGCGGAAGCAGAGCCUCGUGUCUCGAGCAGACGUAGAUAUCAUCAAGGCGUUGCUGCACGACGAGCAGUUAGAUGCAGCGACCUUGCAUCGGAAGCCACCGAGCUUGCAAAGAGGUUUCACAACCGCCAGCGAGACUACAGCGCUGAAUGCGAGCAUGCUGAGUCGCAAAGUUUGGGUUAAGCGGCCCCACGCCGCAGCUACUAUCGUGCUGAUUAAAGAAGACGACUUGGUAGACGAGGCAAAAGAGGCCAUCUUACAGAAGUACAGGAACCAGCUGAGCCGGCAUUUCGAUGCUCCAGACAUCACUAUUCGUAUCCUCACAAGAGGGGAGCCCGGCGAGCGGAUUUUAAAUCCUGACGAGCCACUUUGCAGGACUCUUGAUUCAUACUAUCCUGGUGGGCAGUCUGUGGAUGAGGCUCUCAUCAUCGACGUGCCUCAGCGACGCACGCCGCGACCCUCACCGAGAGUCCACAGCCACCAUUCUCACAAUCGAUCUCACGACUCUUUCCAGUUCUACGAUGAAGGUGAGCGAAGUGCCCGUCCUCACGAAAGUGCGACGGAUUAUUUCCCACCAAUGCCACCCGUGAACUUGGGGCAACCGUCUCCACUGCUCACAAAUACGUCUCACGACAGCCACUCUCACGACUCGCGCAAAUCACAUGCAGCUCACGAGCGCGCGAUCUCCGUCCUAAACACUGGACAAGUGCCUCCUUUACCUUCCCCUGGUGCAGUAGGCAGGAGAGCUCACAUGGCAAAACAGCAUAGUCGACCAGCGCAUCCUAGACAACACACCUCAUCACCUACGACACUAUCUUCGUCUGUCGCAUCGCGCGGCCCCAGGCCGCACUUAGAUUCCACAGCGUCUACAGAGAAACAUCCUCAAUUGAGUGCAUCUACGGCUACACUGCCCACACCACCGGCACCAGAACCAAAGACAAAUGCAGCAGCUGCUGCUGCUCCACUCAGUGGCAACGCUCCUCCAACUCCCCGCGUUUCCUCCCCACGUCCAGGUGGGCGACCGAGUCGGAAAACACGACAGAAGCAAAAAGACGAAGGUCCUACGGCAUUAUCCUUGCCCCCUGGGAUUUUAGACACAUCCGUGCCGCCGAUCAACGUUCUCAUUGUGGAGGACAAUAUGAUCAACAUGCGUUUGUUAGAACAAUUUGUGCGCCGGCUGGGUGUGCGCUGGCAAACUGCUGUCAAUGGCCGCGAAGCCGUCACAAAGUGGCGACAAGGUGGCUUUCACCUUGUCCUAAUGGAUAUCCAGCUCCCCAUCAUGUCUGGGCUAGAAGCAACGAAGGAGAUUCGGCGCCUAGAGCGGGUGAACAAUAUAGGCGUAUUUAGCUCCGCCAGCAGUUCAGCCCCGGAGCUCGAUGAAGAGUGCGAUCCUCUUGAUGCGAGCGGCAGGAAGAAAGAGGUUAGGCAGGAGGACAGACUAUUUGAGGACGGUUACUCAAGAUUGUUCAAGAGUCCUGUCAUUAUUGUGGCGUUGACGGCGAGUAAUCUGCAGAGUGAUCGACAUGAAGCGCUUGCGGCAGGAUGCAAUGAUUUCUUGACAAAGCCCGUGAACUUUGUCUGGUUCGAGCGCAAAGUCAAAGAAUGGGGCUGUAUGCAAGCUCUUAUCGACUUCGACGGUUGGCGCAAGUGGAAAGACUUUGCAGAAGCAAACGGUCUCAAAGAUCCAUCCAAACCUGCUGGUGCACCUAUUAAAAGGAAGGCUCUUAAGCCUGAGAGCACUGCAGUUUCGAAAGCGUCAGAUGCAAAGAGUUUGGAUGGAAAGGGCCAAGAGAAAGUCGUUGGCUCAGAUAGAGCCAACACAUCUCCGUCAGAACAAAAGGAUUUCGCUUCCACAAAUCCUAGCGCCGAGGGCACGAAGGGGGAAAACGUGGCGAAGGAGAACAGUACUGACACUAUGCUGCAUACAUCGAACACAUCUGGCUGAGCAAGCCCAUUUUGCCUGAGUGGCCUAUUUUUGCCACAAGGUUCUGAGUUUCUCGUCUUUAUACUGUCUUACAUUAUGUACACGCACACGUAUGUUCACUCUACAAAUAUUUUCUAUGAGAAAGGCGCCUUGGAAGGUAGGCAUACAUGCAUAGGGCCGUGGCGUUUUAAUCUUUCAAUAAUUCAAGUUUCAAAGUCUUAAAAUGUGUUCGGUGAUAGAUCUACCUAGGGAAGAUGAUCGUCU
Molecule: messenger RNA, 2962 nt
Organism: Verruconis gallopava
Lineage: Eukaryota; Fungi; Ascomycota; Dothideomycetes; Venturiales; Sympoventuriaceae
Exons: 2
Coding region: 215-2719 (834 amino acids)
Biological process (GO): osmosensory signaling via phosphorelay pathway
Cellular component (GO): Mcs4 RR-MAPKKK complex
Molecular function (GO): phosphorelay response regulator activity; protein kinase activator activity
Source: RefSeq, a predicted model, not a curated record